This is a messenger RNA of Dentiscutata erythropus, 471 nucleotides long. The record is from the annotation of a GenBank genome assembly. Lineage: Eukaryota; Fungi; Glomeromycota; Glomeromycetes; Diversisporales; Gigasporaceae.
AUGUCCACAAUUUGCAAAACUUCAUAUAACAAUAGGCAAAAUCAUGUAAAUGAAAUUUCAGCUAGGGCAUCCAGCCAAAAAAUUGUCAUAGAAAAAAAGGAUACUUACCCUCAGAAUUCAAUUCCCAAUAUAUCUAACAAUCUUUUAUUACAACAAAAUCAAAUUUUUUUUUCAGUAACAAUGCUUACUUUAGCUCAAUUAUUUGAUAAAGCAACUAUUGCUAAACAUAGUGCUAUUUGUGCAAACCAAGAAGAAAUUUUAUGCUGGUAUGGUUCUAUUGAUAAUUCCUCAAACAAAGCUAAAUCUCAAGUUUUCAAUUCUGAACCAUCCCAAGAAAAUAAUCAAUAUUCAAAACAAUUACCAAAAACUUUUCCAGAAGCAAGCAUCCCAACCAUUCCCUCUACUCUAUUAUCUUAUACCUCUAAUUCAGAAGAUAUGAUAAGCGAGGACAAAUCUUUACCGGAGACUAAG